AUGUCCGACGACGAGCGCGUUACCAAGCCCUUCAAGUUCGUCACUGGUGUCGACGCCCGUUUCCCCAACGUCAACCAGACCAAGCACUGCUGGCAAAACUACGUCGAUUACCACAAGUGCAUUCUCGCCAAGGGCGAGGACUUCGCUCCCUGCCGCCAGUUCUGGCUCGCCUACCGCUCUCUCUGCCCCAGCGGCUGGUACCAGAGAUGGGACGAGCAGCGUGAGGCUGGCAACUUCCCCGUCAAGCUGGAGUAA
This is a messenger RNA of Neurospora tetrasperma FGSC 2508, 255 nucleotides long. RefSeq lists its product as uncharacterized. Bases 1 to 255 code for a protein of 84 amino acids. The record is from RefSeq and is a predicted model, not a curated record. The transcript has 4 exons. Gene Ontology annotation, cellular component: mitochondrion; respiratory chain complex IV. NCBI's taxonomy places the organism in Eukaryota, Fungi, Ascomycota, Sordariomycetes, Sordariales, Sordariaceae.